AUGUCCCGCGAAGACUCGAUCCCGCACGAACUGCGUACGGCGGCCGAACCCCGGCAAAACCAGCUAUACCCAGUGCGACUGUCACAAGUGGAUCAAAUCAACCCCUCAAUCCGCUUGCUACGGUUGGCCCUACCUAGUCAUGACAAGAAACACCCAUUCACCUUUCAACCCGGACAAUGGCUAGAUGUCCAUAUUCCAUUUAUCGCCACUGCUGGUGGAUUCACUAUCACUUCCACCCCGGCAGACGCCCAAUUACUGCCGUCCUUAGAGUCUCUAGGUCCACCCUUUGGCGCUGAGGCUACUGCACCAGCAUCCCAGGCACACCCACCUUAUGUGGAACUAGCCGUCCAGGAAUCACCCGGUAACCCACCCGCUGCAUGGCUCUGGAAGCCACAGGAAGAAAUCCUCGGCCAGGAAAUUAACAUCCGCGUCGGCGGUAGCUUCGUAUGGCCUCCCACCGGGGUGGAUAUACAUCGAAUCCAAAACGUGGUUUUCAUCGCCGGUGGUGUGGGCAUCAAUCCGCUGAUUUCUAUCCUUGCACACCUUCACCAGACGCAGUCCGUGAGGCCGUUGAGUGUGCGUUUUCUGUAUACUAGUCGUCUUCCUCCGGGUCAGGAGACUGCGUCGCUGGACGCGGUUCUUGAUCGGGUCCUUUUCCUUCCUCGACUGCGCGAGAUUAUCCGAUCACAGGCGCUGUCACGGCGCCUACGCAUUUCUCUAGAUCUCUUCCUCACUAAUUCGGCGCCCAGUCUUGCCGCUACUGGUCCUCCCACUGAUCUCGCGAUCCACUCGCGAAGAAUCAGUGAGGGUGAUACUCGUGCAGCAGUGGAUGGGGAUGGUGAAUUCGAUCCCCAGGGAACGGUGGCUUAUGUGUGUGGACCUCCGCAGAUGACGGACGAAAUGGUGGAGUCACUAAAGGGGAUCCUUGGAAAGGCCGGAGACAAGAGAGUUUUUUUCGAGAAAUGGUGGUAA
Molecule: messenger RNA, 972 nt
Organism: Penicillium atrosanguineum
Lineage: Eukaryota; Fungi; Ascomycota; Eurotiomycetes; Eurotiales; Aspergillaceae
Product: FAD-dependent oxidoreductase
Exons: 3
Coding region: 1-972 (323 amino acids)
Cellular component (GO): mitochondrion
Molecular function (GO): oxidoreductase activity
Source: RefSeq, a predicted model, not a curated record